ACCCCCACAGCUCAUGCCAUGAAGGAGGAGAACUUUCUUCGUCGCAGGUUCUCCCUCUGUCCGGCCUCAUCCACUCCUCAGAAGGUCGAUCCUCGCAAGCUGACGCGCAAUCUGUUCUUCGGGACCGACAAUGACAUCUACCCACUCAGCCCAGGAAAAGAUGUGGAAGGAAACAGCCCAUCAGCACUGAAGGAUGAGACACCACAGACUCCAAACUCCAUUAGCAAGGCAGGUUCCUCAAGGAAAAUCAGCCUUCCACUUAUCCUGGCAGUGGAGAAGCCCAAGGACCAGAUCGAAUAUAAGCUUUGCAAUGGGUCUGACAAAGAGUGUGUCUCUCCCACAGCCAAAUUCAUGAAGAAGGAAACACUGAAGGUACAAAAAAAAAAUUACAGACAGGAGAAGAAAAGAGCUACCAAACAGCUCUUCAGUGCUCUGAAGGAUCCCAGCGUAGUGAUCACAGCAGACUGGCUGAAGAUUCGUGGGACGCUGAAGAGCUGGACCAAACUGUGGUGUGUCCUGAAACCAGGAGUGCUGCUGAUUUAUAAGACGCCAAAGAUCGGACAGUGGGUUGGGACAAUCUUGCUCCAUUCUUGUGAGCUCAUUGAGAGACCCUCCAAAAAGGAUGGCUUCUGCUUUAAACUUUUUCAUCCUUUGGAUCAAUCAAUCUGGGCUGUAAAGGGACCAAAGGGAGAAAAUGUUGGUUCGAUCACUCAGCCUCUUCCCAGCAGCUACUUGAUUUUCAGAGCAGCUUCUGAAUCAGAUGGCCGAUGCUGGCUGGAUGCUUUGGAACUUGCCCUGCGUUGCUCCAGCCUCUUCAGGCUCAGUGCCUCCAAGCAGGGAAAGGAUGGAGAAAUGAACUGCUCGAGUGAUUCUGCACAUGUGGGGCUCAACCACCUCUUGCACACAAGUGCUAUGUCAGACCAGGAGUUCUUCAAUUUGAAUGAAUCAGCCCUGGAGAACAACCACCACUUGGAAAAUGAUGCUUUUUCGGACAAGUCCGAGAGAGACAACGCAGAAGAGUCAGAGAAUGAAACGCAUGAGAACAGCCGGAAGACAAAUGAAAGUGAGAGUGAUCAGUCAGAAACACAUGGAGAGGUCUCUCCAGGAAGGAAAGGGACCACUUACAUUGAACAGAUCUAUGAAGAAUUCGGCGAGACAGGUGAAUCGUCUCAAACAGAAACUGUCUCUGAGGAGAACAAGAGCCUGAUGUGGAUCCAGCUGCGACCUGGCAUGGACCUGUCACGGGUGGCACUGCCUACCUUCAUCCUGGAGCCACGCUCAUUCCUUAACAAACUCUCCGACUACUACUACCAUGCUGACCUGCUUUCCCAGGCUGUCCUUGAAGAUGAUCCAUACACUCGAAUGAAGCAAGUUUUGAGGUGGUAUCUGUCUGGCUUCUACAAGAAGCCAAAGGGAAUAAAAAAGCCAUACAACCCGAUUCUGGGAGAGACAUUUCGCUGCUGUUGGUUUCACCCCCAGACGAACAGUCACACAUUUUACAUAGCAGAACAGGUCUCCCAUCAUCCGCCAGUGUCAGCGUUUCACGUCAGCAAUAGGAAGGAUGGAUUCUGCAUUACUGGCAGCAUUCUAGCUAGGUCCAAGUUUUAUGGUAACUCACUUUCUGCACUGUUGGAUGGGAAAGCAAAGCUUAUGUUUCUAAACAGAGGGGAGGACUAUGUAAUUACUAUGCCAUACGCCCACUGUAAAGGACUUUUAUAUGGUACUAUGACAAUGGAGCUUGGAGGAAAAGUUACCAUUGACUGUGAGAAAACUAACCACAGGGCAGAACUGGAAUUCAAGCUAAAGCCCUUCUUCGGUGGCAGCACAAGCAUUAAUCAAAUCUCUGGGAAGAUUAAAUCGGGAGAAGAAGUGCUAGCAAGUCUCAAUGGACACUGGGAUGGGGAAGUGCAUAUAAGUGAGUCGAAAAAUGGGACCACAGAAAUGCUCUGGAACCCAACCAGUGACGUGCGAAGGCAGAGACUGAAGCGCCACAUUGUGCUGUUUGAGGAGCAGACAGAGUUUGAGUCAGAGAG
Molecule: messenger RNA, 2033 nt
Organism: Acanthisitta chloris (rifleman)
Lineage: Eukaryota; Metazoa; Chordata; Aves; Passeriformes; Acanthisittidae
Product: oxysterol-binding protein-related protein 5-like
Biological process (GO): phospholipid transport
Cellular component (GO): intracellular membrane-bounded organelle; cytosol; membrane
Molecular function (GO): sterol binding
Source: RefSeq, a predicted model, not a curated record